Molecule: messenger RNA, 356 nt
Organism: Funneliformis caledonium
Lineage: Eukaryota; Fungi; Glomeromycota; Glomeromycetes; Glomerales; Glomeraceae
Source: the annotation of a GenBank genome assembly
ACAAAUGGAAUGUUCUUGACCUCACUUGGGCUCGCAGGUUUUUAAAGGAAGCGAAAGAAGCAAAGGAAUAUGACUAUGCAACUUUGGAAGAGAAGGUAAAAAAACAACGUGCAAACAAAGGUUUGCAGAUCUACUUGGAAGGAAUAAUUUACGAGCGAGGAAAGAUGGAAGCACAACGAGCACAUCUAACUGGAAGUAUAAAAGUAUACAGCAAAGUUGCAGAACAUAACGCUGAAAUAUUAUUCUCUGAAGACUAUUCAAAUAUCUUUCCUUUUCAAAGUGGACAUCUUAAAACAAUCAGAGAUGAAAAAAACAAUACAUUUUUAAACACGUUUGGAAAAGAUAAGGUAUGGUAA